This is a messenger RNA of Lachnellula hyalina, 747 nucleotides long. Its product is annotated as Calcium/calmodulin-dependent protein kinase. NCBI's taxonomy places the organism in Eukaryota, Fungi, Ascomycota, Leotiomycetes, Helotiales, Lachnaceae. Gene Ontology annotation, molecular function: ATP binding; protein kinase activity. The record is from RefSeq and is a predicted model, not a curated record. The transcript has 6 exons. Gene Ontology annotation, biological process: protein phosphorylation. Bases 1 to 747 code for a protein of 248 amino acids.
AUGGCUGCUAGUAUCAAAAUUGGCCAACGGCUGGAAGGAAAAGUCGGAAGUUAUUUUGUCUCUGCGCAGGUCGCGAGAGAUACUUGGACUGCCACGAAAAGCAACUCUCAAGCUGGAAAAGUUAUUAUUAAGACAGCCCCACAGGGACGCCUCGAAAACGAGCGUGAUAUUCUGAAGAAUUUCCGGAAUUGCCUAUACAUCCGCCAGGCUUUGCAUGAUGAUGGGUACACACAUACUGACAUUAAACCGGAUAAUAUUCUCGUCAAUUAUGGCACUGGAUCAUCUCGCUUUUCCGAUGUCCAACUGGCUGAUUUCGGUGAUAUCUUUCGGAUAGAUCCUAAGGAUUACCUAAAGGUUGGGAUGGAUGGACCGCAUAUGGGAGCUGCUAUCUUUAGAAGCCCUGAGGCUAUGGUACAGCUUAGAUGGGGACAGUCGACUGAUAAUUGGUCAUUUGGCGCGACGCUUAUAAGUCUUAUUUGGGGUCUCAACUGGCAUAUGUUUAAGCCCGACCCUAAAGACGCCACAGCUGACGAUGAAGAAGAGGAUGGUUACAGAUGGGGAGUACUAGCCUCAGCUACCCAAUAUAUCAAGGACAACCAGAAGCAAAGGCCGUUUAAAAUAAUCGAGGAUGACUGUUUGACAGAGGAGGACAGGACCUUUUUAUUGAAGGUUAUGAAGUUGGACCCGAGGGAUCGUCCAACUGCGAGGGAGUUGUUACAAGAUGACUGGUUCAGUGGUGUGCUAUAG